AUGCGCAGCGGAGAGAAGUCUAACAUACUGCAAUAUACACCAAGAUUAGGGGGCCUUGGUGGUACUAACUACCACUCCGAUCAGGUUGAAGGAGGAGCCGUCAACGCCUAUGAGGGCAUUGAUAUCAAUAAUCCUGACAUCUGUUCUCAUGAAGAGACACUUCGGAAGCUGGUUGAAACUCUCCAUAAUGAAUGUGUUCUGCUUGUACGAUCUCCGCCCAUGGCUGGCAAGACUUCACUGGCACAACUGUUAGAGAAACAUCUUCUUCAAGACAAUACUAUACGUGUUUUUCAUAUUUCACUUUUAUGGUUGAGACGAGUUGGUGAACCUUGGGUGUUUGAAGUACAAUUUAAGAAACUAAUGAAUGGCACCAGUUGGGCUCAAUUUGUGGAAGAGUGCAAGUUUAUUAAGACAUUCCUUAUUGUUGAUGAGGUGCAGGUACUUUAUUCCAAUGGACUUGGUGAGCCUUCACAUUAUGGUGGUGAUGCCUUUUGGAAUGUAUUCAAGGACUGCCAGCAGUAUGCUAAUCUCUGCAUAGUUGCCUUUGCGGUAUAUGGUUACUGA
Molecule: messenger RNA, 564 nt
Organism: Paraglomus brasilianum
Lineage: Eukaryota; Fungi; Glomeromycota; Glomeromycetes; Paraglomerales; Paraglomeraceae
Source: the annotation of a GenBank genome assembly